Penicillium digitatum Pd1 is the source of this 1182-nucleotide messenger RNA. The record is from RefSeq and is a predicted model, not a curated record. NCBI's taxonomy places the organism in Eukaryota, Fungi, Ascomycota, Eurotiomycetes, Eurotiales, Aspergillaceae.
AUGCCUGCAGCGGGGAUGAAUACACAGGGAGACCCAAAUACCGAUGGCGAACAGCCUGUCGAAACCUCCAAGCAACCGUAUCUUUCUAGCUCUACAACCCCAGAUCACGAUGAGAACAGUGACAGCUCAGAGGGAGAGCGGCCACCUUUACCCCCGCGACCAAAUAAAUUGAGUCUAUUGAACGAUGAAACGGGCCCCCGGGCAGCUCUGCAGGCAGAGGCAACGACGGCUAUCUCAAGAACCGAUACCGAGACACAAUUACUGGAAGCUGUCGACAGCCCAUACUCUGCCCUGGCUGUUCGCAGUCUGACCCGGGGUCCAAAGGCCAGGGCGAGCCUCAGCCAAUUGGCGAGCCCGCGGGGUAGCGAAGCUGGUGACUCCGCUAGCAUUAGAAGCUCAAUCCCAAAUGGUGAUUUCGGGGAUGUUGAAGCGCUUUUCGUGGAUUUUGCUGCCACAGUGCCUGUUAGUCAAAGACAAGGUGCUACCGGUCUACUUGACUUCCCUGAAUUUGCGGCCGACGAUAUAGAUGAUGAUGGAAUUCAAAGCGAGUUUGAAGCAGUUGGUGAACUCAACGAGGAAGGUGAUAACGAAGAACUGCUACUCCAGCGGUGGAAAGCAAAGCGCAAGCACUAUGUGAUCCUAUCUGCCGCCGCUAGCACUCUUCUAUAUGGUUUGCUUGUGGCCGGUGGACGACUCGUCAGUGUUGUCCGACCGAAGAAGCACUCCUUACAUCCAGGCGAUCUACAGCUCUUAUUCAACAUGAUUUUCGAAGCCGACGGAGUUAAAGCUGGCGGUGGAGAAUGUUGGAUUCCCGUCUGCUUGCCUGGCUUCAACAGCAGCGGCUAUCUCUACAUGUAUGUGAGCUUUCUCGACAUUCGUGGCGAGAUCGAACAUAGUGCAGAGAUCACCAAAGACGAGUCUGUUGCCAUCGUUCUUAUCAGUCCCGACAAAGAGGCUUUCUUUGAGAUGCAAGGAAUGCGUGAUGCUCUUUUGGAGCAAAUGGAAAAAAACGGCAGUCUGAAGGAGAUCAAAACGGCAAUUGACAAUGGCCGACCCGCAACUACUGAUAUAGUUCCUGGGACUGUCCUCCAUCAUUUCCUUUACAAAUCGCGCGCCAACGUACAAUUCACCAUGUCAUCGUAUGCCCCUGAGUUCUCCUCUGUGACGCGGCGACGAAGGUGA